AAGUCUCCAUAGUCACUCAAUUUCAAGAUGGCCGAAGUCUACAAGUUGCCUGGUCAUAGAGUCGACGUCAAGCUCUGUGUCUUCGAUCAUGAGAUUCAUUGCCAUUCAUUGAUGCUGAAGCUUGGUUCGGCUUAUUUCAGAAAAUUCCUCGACUCAGCAGACAAAACCCCAGCUCCUGCGAAUGCAACUUUCAGUUACGAAUAUGUUACCAUUCAAGAUACCCCUGAAGAUGUUCCAGGCCUUGAAGUCGCAUCCAAGGUUGAGGGCAGAGGUGAUAAGCCUGUCGACACUGGAUCCGAUAAUUGGUACAUUGCUGUUAAACAUAUGAUUGAUUGUAUGUACGGGAAAUCCUUCACACUCGCCAGUUUCGACGAUAUCAACUUUUUGGCCAAGGUUGCAGAUUUUUAUGGUGCGCUGCCAGUCGUUUCAAGGACAUUGGAUACAGUGUUUUUCCGAAGCCCGAACUUCAUCGAGCGAAUACCCGAGAAUGCUGGUUCUCUUUUGAAGAUUUCCUGCCAACUCAGAAAUCAAACUCUGUACAAGGAAUGCAUGAUUCAUGUUGCUGGUCGGUGGAAAAGCAACCCUUGCAUACCAGAAGAUGAUAUGGAUCUUCGUAUCCGAGUUCUCAUUGCAUAUGGAAGCGUUUGCCAAAAGCUUGUCACAGCAAAUCAAAAUUUGAUCAGAUUGGUUGCAGAUGAGUAUAUGGAUAAAAAGGUCCAUGAAGAGCUACGUUCUAUGGCGCUCAACUAUAGCUGGUCGCUAGCCCUUUACUAUCGACAAUUCUACGAUAAACACUACAGUCAGGAUAUCGAUCAGGUUCUGACUAAAAUAUUGUCUAGUAAUCUAAUCCUUGAUCCUUCUAAGCUUGGAGCAGGCCAAGGAAAGUUCCAAAAUUAUUUCCUUUGCGCGGAAAUCACAGACAAGGAACUCCCAUGGGAUAGGGAGGAAGAAGACUGGUAGAGCUUCGGAUUCCAGUUGUCGCAAUCGGCUGUCAAGCUUAUCACUUUCAUGGUUCCUGGAUUUCAGUGUCAGAUGAGAAUUUCCAAAGCUCGGUAUGGCUUGUACCACGAUAUUUCAAUUGCCAAGAUGCCUGUACCCUCAACUGAUACACGCUAGUGUCUUUCUCCAACAUUUUUAUGCAGUAGUUCACGAAUGCAGGCUAGUUACUCACAUGUUGCAACGACAGGAUGGAAGUGGUAUCUAGGCUGAUACUUUCUCAUGAGAUUUUUGCGAAUGUAGUUUGGGGUUCUCGACAGACAAUGUCUUACAAUUGCAAAACAAUUUCAAUGAUGUUACACGGCUCAAGACGGCUUCUGCUAGUGGUAGAGUGAAUUAAUCUCCAAGCAUUAUGAAUUAUAUGUGCUUUGAC
Messenger RNA from Botrytis deweyae, 1369 nucleotides. RefSeq lists its product as uncharacterized. The record is from RefSeq and is a predicted model, not a curated record. Bases 28 to 960 code for a protein of 310 amino acids. The transcript has 3 exons. NCBI's taxonomy places the organism in Eukaryota, Fungi, Ascomycota, Leotiomycetes, Helotiales, Sclerotiniaceae.